Emiliania huxleyi CCMP1516 is the source of this 621-nucleotide messenger RNA. RefSeq lists its product as hypothetical. Gene Ontology annotation, molecular function: calcium ion binding. The transcript has 4 exons. The annotation marks the transcript as partial. Lineage: Eukaryota; Haptophyta; Isochrysidales; Noelaerhabdaceae. The record is from RefSeq and is a predicted model, not a curated record.
AUGCGCGGCUUGGCGCUACUGCUGCCGGCACUUUGCCUCGCCCAGUCGCCAAUCUACCAGCUGACGGCGCAGAACUUUGCCACCGCCGCCGCACAGCCCGUGACCUGGCUCCUCGCCAUUGAGCCCGGCCAGGGCGCCGGGCUGACAGCGCCGUCGCUGCUGCAGGCAGCGCGGUACUAUAACCAGGCACAGACGGGCAAGGGCGUGCGGGUGGGCAAGGUGGACCUGGUCCAGAGCCCCGAGCUCCGCCGCGUCCUUUGCGGUGGCGGCGCCUGCCCCGCCAUGCUCGCCCUCCGGCCUGGAGAGUUGCCCCGCCCGUACCGCGGCCGAUCGGCGCUGGGCGAGGUGCAGGCAUUCGUGGAGGCGGUGUAUGAGCUGUACCACGAGGACGAGGACGGCGACGGGGUGAUGGACUUGGUGCACGAGGACACGGACGGCGACGGCGUGUACGACACGGCGGACCUCAUCCACGAGGACCGCGACGGCGACGGCCGGACCGACUACGUGCACCAAGACGUGGACGGGGACGGCGUGCUCGACUUGGUGCACGAGGACGUCGACGGCGACGGCGUCAUGGACGUCAUCCACGAGGACACCGACGGCGACGGCGUCGCCGACCUG